Messenger RNA from Aspergillus chevalieri, 282 nucleotides. RefSeq lists its product as uncharacterized. Lineage: Eukaryota; Fungi; Ascomycota; Eurotiomycetes; Eurotiales; Aspergillaceae. The transcript has 2 exons. Bases 1 to 282 code for a protein of 93 amino acids. The record is from RefSeq and is a predicted model, not a curated record.
AUGGCCGCGGGUCUGCUAAAGUUGAAGCUUAGCAGCUGGGCGAACAAGUCACGCCGUAGUGGUUUGAAAAGGGAUGGUGAUAUCAUUGACAUCAAUUCCAUUCGAAACUUAUUGAUCCAGAACGGGGAGAAGAUGCCUUUGAAGGGCUUAAAGGGCGAUGCCGCCAAUGGUCUGUGGGAUUGGAUACAAGAAUUCAAAGAUCUCAAGACGUGGCAACUCCUGGACUCGUCCUACAAGGGUCGCCAAGGCACGGGAAUGAUCGAGUCGAGGCUGGGUUGCUGA